CAGCACACCUGCCUGCUGCCCCUGAGACAACUCAUCAUGCCUAGGGGCAACAAGAGCAAGGGACGCUCCCGGGCCAAAAGGCAACAUGUCCGUGGAGAGAGCCAGAAUCUUCAGGAUACUCAGCCCACUGCAGAGGAGGAAGCAGCAGCGCCCCCUCGUGGCCAGGGAGAUGCCCCAAGCUCCCCUGAUGUGUGCACUCCUCAGGGGUCCCAGGAGGCUGCAUCCCAUGGCUUUCCUGAGUUAGAUAUACCAUACUCAGGCUAUGAUGUUGUUGCUGAGGGUUCUGAUGUUGUUGCUGAGGUUUCUGAUGCUGGUGCUGAGGGCUCUGUUGCAGGUGCUGAGGAGACAAGUGAUGUCGGUGCCGAGGGUUCUGAUGUUGAUGCUGAGGCGUCUGUUGCAGAGGAUGAUGAAAGAAGCGCAUGUGCCGUCAAGAUAGCAGUCGCCAUGCAAUCUGCACGCAGAGAUCCGCUGACCAGGAAGGCCAAUGUAUUGAUAGAGUUCAUGCUGGAGAAAUUUAAGAUGAAAAAGCCCUUCACACAGGCAGAUAUGCUGAGGGUGAUUAACAAGAAGUACAAGGUGCACUUCACUGAGAUUCUCAGGAGAAUCUCUGUGCGCUUGGAGUUGGUCUUUGGCCUUGAGUUAAAGGAAAUUGAUCCCAGUUCUCAGUCAUAUAUGCUUGUGGGCAAGCUGGGCCUCUCCACUGAGGGAAGUCUGAGUGGCAGUAGUGGGUUGCCCAAGACAGGGCUCCUGAUGACCCUCCUGGGAGUGAUUUUCAUGAAGGGGAACCGUGCCAGUGAGGAAGAUGUUUGGGAAUUCCUGAAAGUGGUGGGGAUAUAUCCUGGGAAGAGUCAUGUAAUCUUUGGGGAGCCCCGGGAGUUUAUCACCAAAGAUUUGGUGGAGGAAAAUUAUGUGAUAUACCGCCAGAUUCCUGGCAGUGACCCCCCAAGCUAUGAGUUCAGAUGGGGUCCCAGAGCCUAUGCUGAAACCACCAAGAUGAAGGUCCUGGAAGUUGUAGCUAAGAUCAAUAAUACUUCCCCCAGUUUCUUCCCUAGUAUGUAUGAAGAGGCUAUGCUUGAUGAGGCUAAUAGAGCAGCAAGGAGAUUUACAGCUGUUCCUGGCAAUGCUGUUGAUGCCAGUGAUGUCAGGGAUGUUAGGGCUCAUCGCAGAUGCAUGGCUCACAGUUCCUCCCGCAUUUAGUUGGAUUGAGAUACAGUUUUCACUGUGCUGAAGAGUAGACAGUCUUCUCAGUAAUGGAAUGUACUAUGGGAUAGAAAUAAUAAAGUUUGUAUCUUAUUGUUCUGUAAUACAUGAGAAAAGUAUAUGUAUUUUUUUUGCUAUUUUGCAAAUCUUCCUUUAAACAAGGGUUAGCUUACUUCAUAAUCUGCUUGUUAACAUACUUAUUGGUGUUUUUAUUGUUUAAGACUAAAAGUUUGGCUAUUUUCAAACAAAGUGGUAAAUCCUAAAAUGUAAAUGUGGCAUUGGAACAAUAAUUUUCCUGGAAAUAUGGAAUUGCUUGAUGGUGAAUCAGAAGUGACAAGGCUAAUUCAAAUUGC
Messenger RNA from Mesocricetus auratus (golden hamster), 1553 nucleotides. RefSeq names its product melanoma-associated antigen B4-like. Lineage: Eukaryota; Metazoa; Chordata; Mammalia; Rodentia; Cricetidae. Gene Ontology annotation, biological process: negative regulation of transcription by RNA polymerase II. The record is from RefSeq and is a predicted model, not a curated record. The transcript has a single exon. Gene Ontology annotation, cellular component: nucleus. Bases 37 to 1197 code for a protein of 386 amino acids.